Molecule: messenger RNA, 2733 nt
Organism: Boleophthalmus pectinirostris (great blue-spotted mudskipper)
Lineage: Eukaryota; Metazoa; Chordata; Actinopteri; Gobiiformes; Gobiidae
Product: receptor-type tyrosine-protein phosphatase C-like
Exons: 11
Coding region: 167-1693 (508 amino acids)
Molecular function (GO): protein binding
Source: RefSeq, a predicted model, not a curated record
GUCCAGGAAGCAGCAGGUGAGAAGAAAACGGCGCAUUUUCUGUGUGUAACUCCUGAUCAAACCCGAUUCGUUUUUGAGUCUUUUUAUUUCUUUUGUAGUUUUUUUUUUUCUUCCGUUUUCGUCGUUGUACGGUGCGGUUUCUUCCUCACCUCUGGACGUGGCACAGAUGGGUGCCCUCUCCCUCCUCCUCUGGGCCGGGGUCAUCGCUCUGAGCACCUCACCAACAAGGACAACAGCAGAAGACCCCGAUAAAGAUCUACCGUGUGAAUUCGAAGUUCAGCCUGUACAGUUUGGUCUCCAGAUCGGACUAAAAAAUCCCAAACGUAGGAAAUUCAACGUGACCGUAUCUGAACAAAAUGGAGAUGUUAUUGAGAGACAGUUCAGCAUAUCAACCCAGAGCAUCACGAGACUGAAGCCUUGUACUGAAUACACGGUCAGACUCCAACGAGCAGGAGGAGUGACGUGUACAGGCACAGAUAAUGUCACCACCGCCAUCAGAGCCACCACCACCAACAUGAAACCAGGAGACUUCAUGUUUGCUCCACACUCUGUUGGAAAAAUCUCCAUUAACACAAAGUGGAAGCUGACAUGUUCAGAUGUGUCUGCACUGGGAGCUGAGGCUCAACUCUGUCCAGGAGCUCCACAGACCUGCUGCGUCAGUGUCACCAAUCAAGACCUCUGCUCGAACCUCAGCGUAACAUUCAACAACCCCAGAUGUCCCUUCACAGACACCGUACCUCUCCCUGCUGAAACGUUUCUAAGUGUGGCAAACCUGAACCAAAAAGUGACCAAAUAUGCAAAUGGACAUCCACUAGAAAUCAAGUUUAUAACCCCACUGCCUAAAAAAUGUAACCUAACGACUGAUUACAACUGUGUAGAUACAAAAAAUAUUUACAAGGCGUUAUCUGCGCUGGAGCCGUUUAAAAAGUACACAUGCGUUGGGAAUAUAACUAAUGAAAAAUUUAGCACUAAAACUGACCCAAUCGAAGUGGACACCGACUGCAAUCUUCAUUCAUUGGAAAUAUCAUCAACUUCGACUGAAAAUUCCACUUCUCUCCAGUGGAAACCAAAAACCAAGAACUGCAAUGUAACACUUCUCAAGCCUAAACUAAAAUACAAGUGUACAUGUACGUAUGACUGGUGGCACAGGAAGUUUUCUGAAGAAAUGUCUUCUGAACAAAAGUGCACUGUGAAAGGACUGGAAGCAUGGACCAGAUAUGACUGUAAGAUCCAGACCUUCUAUGAUGAAGACAUUGAGCUCAAGCAACAUGAAAAAACAGUCCGGACCGAAGCUGGAACUCCAGAUAACCCUGGGAAGUUGAUAGUGUAUUUGACAGAAAAUAACUCCAUCCUCGUGAACUGCAGUGGGACAGUUAAUUUUAGGGGUCCAAUGCAAAAAUACAAAGCCGUUCUCAAAGAUGACCAAAAAAAUACUAAAGUGUUAGAAAGUCACAAGUGCCAUUUUAACUUCAGAGAUCUAAAGUUCUCCAGCACCUACGUCGUGGAGGUCAAAGCCUUUAAUGGUGAACAUGAAAGUACCUCAAGUUACAAAACAGUGAACACUGGCUUCAAUGACAAGGCUCUGAUCGGUUUCCUGGUGUUCCUCAUCCUCCUCACAUCUGUGCCUCUGUUGUUGGUUCUGUACAAGAUCUGUGUCCUGAACGUAGGAACUCACCGUGAAUCCAGCCACUGAUGCCCGUAGUUCUACUUUAAAGCUCCUGUUUUACGCAAAAGUGACUCUUGUGAACUUUAAGCCGUGUUAGAAUGUUGUUACCUCCUCGAAAACAGACCUGGAGUUGUGUUUUGCUUCAGUCACACACGUUGGAGUAACUCUUUAUUAUUCAUCUGUCUACAUCUCCAAACCUCAAAAUGCUCUGUUCCACCUUGUGAUGUCAUGAAGAGAUAGUUACAAGGGUGUAAGUUUGGUGGAGCCACACUCUGCUGAAUACUUAAACACUUUACUUUUUCCUUUUUUUUUCAAAUUUUAACCUUUACACACUGUAAAGAGAAGAAAGAGCAGUGACCUCUCGAACUCUGUCACCAAUGUCCCACAAAAAAAUACACACAACCACGGUCUGUACAGUUUCACAGUUUCAAGAUUCAAUAAAACUUUCAUUUUCCUUCAUUUGACCCGCACUAAUAAAUCCAUCUCAAUAGGUACAGGUCAAAAUUUACCCGAACCAGCCUCAGUGUCCAAAAAUUUGUAGCACCUGUACAAAAGUAUAACAUUUUAAAAUAUUUUCAUUUUUGUGUAUUUUGGCAAAAUGUAGGAAAAGUCAUCACAUUUCAGGAUAAAGGAAUGACACAUAGGGUAUUUUUACUACUGCUGAAUGUCAAAACGGGUCAAGUUUGAACUGAAUAUUAUAUAAGAACAUUUUGGGCUCUUGUGCAACAGAAAAACAUUCCAGAUAACAAAUAUAUAUAAAUAUAUAAAAUUCUUACUCUCAGAAUAAACAAGCGCAAUCAGAGAGAGCAACCUGGUCCCCCUGAGGCGUCGGUGGGGGCAGUUAAUCUUCAUUCACAUGUUUGAGUAACUCUUUAUUAUUCGUCUCCAAACCUCAAAACGCUCUGGUCCACCUUGUGAUGUCAUGAAGAGGUAGUUUCAAGGGCGUGGAUUUGGUCUCAGUUUUGGUGGAGCCACAUUCUGCUGAAUACUUCAACACAUUACUUUUUUUUUUAGUAUGUAAAGGUUAAAAACAUUUUGGGCUCUUGUGCUACAGAAAAAAAGUACCC